AGUUUGAAUCGUUCGCAUCGGGUGCUCGCGUUUGAAUGUUGUACGUGUAACUCAACCCUCUCUUUCUCUCGCUGGACUGAAAACCAAGUGAAACGGUCGCACAAAACCCAAUUAAAGUUUAUAAUUAAUCGGCGAAAAGGUCACGCUGGUCGAGAGUUGAAAGUGCCACCAGCAAAUUUGCGGAUUCAGUGGAUCGAUUUGAAAACUCCAAUCCAUCUCGCUCCGUGUGGCUGUAUACCGACUGGCGUACUGUGUUCGUGUGUACCUUCGAGGUAUCGAGAGGCAUCGAGGUAUCUAAGCGCACAUCUACACUGGGUCUGGCUGCCUGUUGGACCUGGAGUUAAAGUUGGAAACUCGUUUUUCAAAACCAAAACGACGAAAAAAAAAAGUCUGCACAAAACGAGUAAAUAAGCGCGGCCGCGAAGAAAACAACAGCAGCAACUAAAGCUAAAAGUGGGGGGGGAAAAGUAAAGCACAAUAAUAUAGGAAAAGCAAAAGCAGAUCCAGAACCAAAACCAAAACCUGACGGCCAGGCUUCCAGUGAUUUGGUUCGGUUUGGUUUUUGGUCGUCGCUCGCCCUUCUGCAUUCUUUUCGCUUGUUUACUUAUUUUCGUGUGCUGUGCGGUUGCUUCACUUGUUGCAGCUGCACAUACGUUCGCCCAAACAUAUACAUAUAUCCCGCUCGCAACAUACGUAUGUAUAUAUAUUUAUUCGGACUCGGUUUCGGGUUCGGUCUGUAUGGCAUAGAUAUAGAUACGGUGCCUGCCAGAGCCUGUGCGGAAAACGAAAAACGAAAUACGAAUACGAAAACCUGUUCCUCCGGCCAUUUGCGAGUGUAUCGGUGGCGGUGAGUGCCUGUAUACGGAAUUAUUCAAAUAAGAAAAUCGCCGUCUUGGUCGUCGUAGUCGUGGCCACACAAAUGUUCAACAACGAUGGCCACAUUGGGCCUGUCAAAAGUCUUCAUACUGGAUAAAUACUUUACCGAAUUGCAAAAAUUUUGGGAGACGGAGAAGAAGCUGCAGGAUGCAUCUUCAUCCAACGAGGCAGUUCAUCUGCAACAGCGGCUCAAAAGCCUGAGCACCGAAUUGGUGACUCUGCGAAACCGCCUGCAUGUGGGUCAUGGACCGGGUCAGGGUCAGAGCCAGGGUAAUGGCGCGCAGCCCGUCGCCCCAGGUCCCAAUGCGGGUCCCAAGGCCAACAACUUUGACCUAAACGCAUCCAGUCCGAAUCUCAAUCUGAGCUCCAGCGGCGCAGGACUUUCAGCCAGCGCAGUUCAGCAACACACCAAUGGCCAUCACACGACAUCGAAGAAUCACAGCUUCAGCCACACAUUGCCUGCGAAUUCAGGUUCCGGCGGAGGAGGUGGCGCUGGAGGUGGGGCGGUGGUGUCGGCGAGGAACACGUCGAUUCCACAUCCACUUCCGCACCAGCUGGCCGAGAAGCCGGGCCUGUCGCAUCAGCAGAGUGGCAGCGGACAUGGCCAGUCCACCGGGACACUGCCACACAUGAGCGGCAUGGGAAAUAUCCUGGGGCCAGGUUCCCACUCCCAUGCACCGGUCAACAACAACAGCAACAACUCCAACACGCUGCCCAUGCGCUCGUCCAACUCUGGACACCUGGGCACCAAUGGCGGAGGCGUUGGCCACCAUCUCAGCCACGCCCACAGCCAGCAAUUGCCAUUCAUCCCGCAGUCGAAGCACACGAAUCCCUGCCAGAGUGUGAAGACUCUGCCCUUUGGAUUCGGAUUCUCCGAGAGUCAGCAGAAGAUGCAGCAGCAGCAGCAACAGGGCAACUCCUCGCCCAAGAACAUGCAGGAUCUGAUCCAUUUGUCGGGACCGCUCACCGAGCACGCCGUGAUGCGAACGCUCCAGGCCCGCUUCAACGAGCAGCGGUACUUUACGAACGUGGGUCCGAUCUUGCUCUCCAUCAACCCGUACCUGGACGUGGGCAACCCGCUGACCCUCACCUCCACCCGCGCCAUGCCGCUGGCCCCGCAGCUGCAAAAGAUCGUCCAGGAGGCAGUGCGUCAGCAGAGCGAGACGGGCUAUCCGCAGGCCAUCAUUCUAUCGGGAACAUCGGGCGCUGGAAAGACGGCCAAUGCGAUGCUGAUGCUGCGCCAGCUCUUCGCCAUCGCCGGCGGAGGGCCAGAGACUGAUGCCUUCAAGCACCUGGCAGCUGCAUUCACAGUACUUAGAUCCCUGGGAUCGGCCAAGACCACGACCAACUCGGAGUCGAGUCGCAUUGGCCAGUUCAUCGAGGUACAGGUCACGGAUGGGGCUCUUUACCGCACCAAGAUUCACUGCUACUUCCUGGACCAGACGCGCGUCAUUCGUCCACUGCCGAAGGAGAAGAACUAUCACAUCUUCUAUCAACUACUGGCUGGCCUCAGUCGGGAGGAGCGCCAGAAGCUCCACCUGGAUGGCUACUCGCCGGCCAAUCUGCGCUACCUGCGAGGAGACAUCGGCCAGAACGAGCAGGAGGAUGCGGCGCGGUUCCAGGCGUGGAAGACCUGCCUCGGCAUCCUGGGCAUCCCAUUCCUGGACGUCGUUCGUGUCCUGGCCGCCGUUUUGCUGCUGGGAAAUGUUCAGUUUAUUGAUGGAGGGGGUCUCGAGGUGGAUGUGAAGGGUGAAACGGAGCUGAACUCGGUGGCCAGUCUACUCGGCGUUCCGCCGGCUGCCCUCUUCCGUGGACUGACCACCCGUACUCACAACGUUCGUGGCCAGCUGGUGAAGUCCGUGUGCGGCGAUGGUGAUGCCAACAUGACGCGGGACUGCCUGGCAAAGGCGCUCUACUGCCGCACGGUGGCCACCAUUGUGCGGCGGGCCAACAGCCUGAAGCGCCUGGGAUCCACGCUGGGCACCCUAAGCUCGGACUCGAAUGAAUCGGUGCACAACCAGGCGGAUGUCGCCUCUCAGCACGCCUCCACCAUUGGCGGUGGCAAUGCGGGCUCCAAGUCGAUGGCGGCCCUCAAUAAUGCAGUGCGCCAUGCCACCUCCGAUGGCUUCAUCGGAAUCCUGGACAUGUUCGGCUUCGAGGAGCCCUCGCCACAUGCCCAUCUGGAGCACUUGUGCAUCAACCUGUGCGCCGAGACCAUGCAGCACUUUUACAACACGCACAUCUUCAAGUCUUCCGUGGAAUCCUGCCGCGACGAGGGCAUCGUUUGCGACACAGAGGUGGACUAUGUGGACAAUGUGCCCUGCAUCGAUCUGAUAUCUUCGCUGCGAACCGGUCUGCUCAGCAUGCUGGAUGCGGAGUGUUCGGUUAGGGGCACUGCCGAGAGUUAUGUGACCAAGUUGAAGGUGCAGCACCGCAGCUCCACUCGCUUGGAAACGAAACCCACCGCCGAACCACACGAUCCACGCAUGUUUCUCAUUCGUCACUUUGCCGGGCGGGUGGAGUACGAUACUACGGACUUUCUGGACACCAACCGGGAUGUGGUGCCCGACGAUCUGGUAGGUGUCUUCUACAAGCACACCUGCAACUUUGGUUUCGCCACCCAUCUCUUUGGCUCCGAGCUGAAAGCCCUGUAUGCUCAGCAGCAGGCUCCAAGGGGUCUGAGCUUCCGGAUCUCGCCCACAUCACACUCGGAUCUGCUGAACGGGGACGAGCCGGUGUCCACGCUGACCCAAGACUUUCACACCAGGCUGGACAAUCUGCUGAGAACCCUGGUGCACGCCAGGCCGCACUUUGUGCGCUGCAUCCGGAGCAACGGAACCGAAGCUGCCGGCAGCUUCGAUAGGGCUACGGUGGUGCGCCAGAUACGAUCCCUGCAGGUCCUGGAGACGGUCAAUCUGAUGGCCAGUGGGUUCCCGCAUCGCAUGCGCUUUAAGCAGUUCAAUGCCCGCUACCGUAUGCUGGCCCCAUUCCGCCUCUUGCGACGUACCGAGGACAAGGCUCUGGAGGAUUGCCAGCUGAUUCUGCAGUACGCAAUGGAGCAGCCGCCAGUGCUGGAUGGCUCUGUGACCCUGGCCUGGGCUCCUGGCAAGCGUCAUGUCUUCCUUAGCGAGGGCAUUCGCCAGCACUUGGAGCACUUGCGCACCGAGAUCAGGCACAAGAGCGCCACCCUGAUGCAGGCCACUUGGCGAGGCUGGUGGUGGCGCAAGAAAAUGGGCAGUGGCGGGCCCAAGCGCUCCAAAAUCCCAGGUCUUCAACAGGCGCCACUGCCGAACAACAAGACCACGCCGAACUCCGCCGCACAGAGCAAGGCCGCAUCCUCCACAAUGGCCGCCCUUGCCGCUGUGGCAGCUGCUGCUCCCAUUUCUGUACCACGCCUCUCGGCCAAGACAACGAACCUGGGCAUUGGAGGCACUAUGGCCAGACCAAGGCCACAACCAAUUGCUGGAACUCCUCCACCGGAUCCGCAGGAGAAGUGCGACCAGAAGAUCAUACAGCAGACCUGUAACCUGUUUGGACUCGAUUUGGAACGUCCGCCGCCAGUUCCGCCGUCUCGUUCCUACACGAUCACCGGGAACUCGAAAAUAAGCUAUCCCCAAAACCGGGUCAUGAAGAUGAACUUUCCAGAGGAGGGACAGUCGGAGGCGCCGCAGCUAAAGAAGGGCGAGGCGGUGACCGUGGUCGGGGCCUCCACCGUUCGGGGUCACCUUAUGGUGGAGCACAAGGGGCAGAGCUUCCACGUUCCCUUCCAGUUCAUGACACUCAGUAAAUAAGGACUACUGGUGGAAUCUAACUGGUUAUUAUUCCAUCUGGUCUGGUCGAUGGUGUAAGAAUUUAAAGGAUGGGGAUGUCUGGCUCUUUUCGUUUUCAACUCUUCCUGAUCUUAGACAUCCCAAUUCUAAAAAACUGUAAAUAUUCCACUUGGUAGAUUAAAUAACAAGCAUUCUGUCUACGAAGCGCAUGCUAACUGAGGUGCUCUAAUUGGCCCCUGACUAACUUAGUAUUAUUAUUUUCGCGUUUAUAAAUAAACGCCAAUCGAUAGGUUGUAGCUUCAAUUACAUCCACAAGUGCCAAUCAAAUAAGUUCUUCCAUCUAAUUCAUAAGUAUUUUACACGUUACUGAGAUUACAUUAUUUGCCGUUAAGUAAUUAGUUAACUAAGUUUCAACAACGAUGUUCAUUUAUUAUUUUUGAGUUCACUAAAGAAUUGUGCAUUUUAUUAGACUAAGGUUCAUUUCGUCAUUCAAAUAAGCGAAGCAUGCAUUGAAAUAUAUAAAUUAUCUUUUAUUACAUAAAAAGGCGAUGUUUUUUACAAAAUUACUAGGUGUAGUUAAUUUUUCUGU
Drosophila sechellia is the source of this 5235-nucleotide messenger RNA. It is a transcript of the gene dachs, whose product is annotated as unconventional myosin-IXb-like dachs. Gene Ontology annotation, biological process: actin filament organization. Gene Ontology annotation, cellular component: cytoplasm; membrane; actin cytoskeleton. The record is from RefSeq and is a predicted model, not a curated record. The transcript is spliced from 7 exons. Gene Ontology annotation, molecular function: actin filament binding; cytoskeletal motor activity; ATP binding. Bases 933 to 4667 code for a protein of 1244 amino acids. NCBI's taxonomy places the organism in Eukaryota, Metazoa, Arthropoda, Insecta, Diptera, Drosophilidae.